AUGUUUACGAGUACGGGAAAGACGGCGCCGCCCCAGGCCUUCAUGUCGAGUUAUGCGCCGCGACUGCGAAGCCACGGAAACUCGCUGAUAUCGCCCAUUGUUCCGCCUUCGAAUACCCUCCCUGCGCCGCGCGUGACAAAACGCGGGACUGCCGUUCUCAGCUAUGCGGAGGAUGCAUACGAUGAUGACGAUUUCGAGGAUAGCGAUCGGCCGCGACGUGCGACAGGCCUGCGAAGCGUACAGAAGAUCGACCCGAACAGCGCAGACCACACGGCGCAAAUAGCAGCACUGGGCGAGGAGCUCACUGCGCCAGUCGAUAUACAGGGAAUCUGGCGAGAUUGGAUGGGCAGGCCGAAGCGCACACUCACGGAGAAGCAAGUCCAGACGCAGUCAGUCUUGCCCGUCACGUUGAUCCCGAUCCGAAUAGACAUGGACAUUCAGGCUUUCCGGCCUGAGGCGCCGCUGCCAACACCGUCCAACGCACGAGAGUUCGGCAUCAACGAGAAUUUGCCCGCGUACAAACAACCCGACGUCACUCCCGCAUACAGACUCAAAGACUCGUUCCUUUGGAACCUGCACGAGGCUUUGACGACACCCGAUCAAUUCGCAAAGCAGUUCGUCGAUGAACUAGAUUUGCCAAACGACCGAAAGCCCCUCAUAAUCUCCCAAAUCGCAAAUCAGAUUCGGCAGCAGUUGGAGGAAUAUGCUGGUGUUGCGCUACACCCUCUAUUCCAUUCCGCGAACUCGCCCGCUGUUCAAGGAACCAACGGCAAGACCGCAUUGCCGGCAUCGUCCCGUGACGGCACCUCCACACCACAAGUACCAGCCACGAACGGCGCGUCGACCCCUAUGACCAACGGCGUAUCGCAUACCAACGGCGCACAGACGCCAGCGGGCAUUCCAAAUGGCAUCAGCGCAACUGCGACCGCAAUGCCGUCCGAGGAGCUUCACAACCCAGAUGACACAUACCGAUGCAUCGUCACGCUCAACAUCAACCUCAUGAACCGAUUGUACACCGAUAAAUUCGAGUGGUCACUAUUACAUCCACCAGGUUUCGCGGAGAUGUUUGCUAAGACGACGUGCGCGGAUCUGGGGCUAUCGGGAGAAUGGGUGAACGCCAUGACACAUAGCAUCUACGAAGCAGUCCUGCGACUUAAGAAGGAAGCCUGCGAGAAUGGCGGUUUAGUGGGCGACGGCGAGAUCGACAACGAUGCAGUAGAGCCUACUAUUGGUGCAGGUUGGAGAUACGACCAAGAGCAUCUCUGCGACGAAUGGGAACCGAAGGUGGAAAUCCUAUCACCUGAAGAAAUCGAGAAGCGCGAAGGCGACCGUGAGAGGCAGAUCCGAAGACUACGCAGAGAGACAGCGCGCUUCUCCUCGACCGCAAACAUGACGGGCCAACCCGCCAACGAAUUCUUCAACAACAUCGAAGGACAAGAGAACAUGGGCCGCGGCGAGCGCAGCAAAAAGAAGAGACGAUUCAGGAGUUUGAGCCCGGUUGGAAGAGGGACGCCAAGCGCCGAAGGAGGAUCCGGCUAUGGCGGGCAGGGUGGAGGGCUCCAAGAAGGGGAGCGACAAACAUGGAGAUGCGCACACUGCUGGGUCUGGGGAACUGCCGUCUGGGCUGUUCGCGACGGUCCAAAAGGCCCACGCACUCUCUGCAACAACUGCGGCUACCUCUACGAACGAGACAAGAAGCUGCCGCCUUGGUCGGAAAACCUCUUCUAUCACGAACGGCCACAACAUGAAGUCCAACAGUACCGACCACAGCGGUGA
This is a messenger RNA of Alternaria novae-zelandiae, 1776 nucleotides long. RefSeq lists its product as uncharacterized. The transcript has 3 exons. Gene Ontology annotation, cellular component: nuclear chromosome; RSC-type complex; nucleus. Gene Ontology annotation, biological process: regulation of transcription by RNA polymerase II; chromatin remodeling. Lineage: Eukaryota; Fungi; Ascomycota; Dothideomycetes; Pleosporales; Pleosporaceae. The record is from RefSeq and is a predicted model, not a curated record. Bases 1 to 1776 code for a protein of 591 amino acids. Gene Ontology annotation, molecular function: transcription coregulator activity; zinc ion binding.